CCUCCUCGAAUGCCGCCUUCCGGUACCUCCUUCUUCCUCUCCAUCUCUCGCUGCGAAACCUUAAUUUUAUAGGAACAAGAGAAUGGAUUCCAGUGGAGCAAGCGAGGGUUCCCUUCUCACGGCGUCGGCACCCUCCUCCUUUCUCCCACCUCUAGCUGUGCGCCUCACCAUGGAAACAUCGACCAAGCCCUAGAUCCCCUCCUCCCAAGAUGGUUCGCUGUCUUCCGCCAUCGCUGAUUUUCUUGUUGUUUCUGCGUCUCUCCAAUCUGGUCCGCGGCAGGACCGAUUCGUCUGAUGUUUCUGCCUUGAAUGUUAUGUAUAGCAGCUUAAACUCCCCCUCUCAGUUGACCGGUUGGGGUUCCAGCGGUGGUGAUCCCUGUGGCAAUGAUUGGAAAGGCAUCAAAUGCUCUGGCUCAUCCGUGACAGAAAUAAAACUCUCAGGUCUUGGAUUGACCGGUACAAUGGGUUACCAACUGUCAAGCUUGACUUCAGUAACUUAUUUUGAUUUGAGCAAGAACAAUCUUCAGGGCGAUGUACCUUACCAACUUCCACCUAAUGCCAUUCAUAUAAAUCUUGCUGGAAAUGCACUUACUGGAGGGGUUCCUUAUUCAAUUUCUCAGAUGACUGAUCUUAACUAUUUAAAUCUUGCCAAUAACCAGCUCAGUGGUCAGUUGACUGAUGUGUUCGGAAAACUUCAUAGUCUCUCAUUGCUGGAUCUCUCAUUCAACCACUUCUCAGGUAACCUGCCUCAGAGCUUCGGAUCUCUCUCAAGUCUCAAAACUUUGAAUAUACAGAACAAUCAGUUUAGUGGUUCACUUGGUGUUCUUGCCCCUCUUUCUCUCGAAGAUCUAAAUAUUCAGAACAACCAUUUCACGGGUUGGAUUCCCAACAAAUUGAGAAGUAUAGAUAAUCUUAAGGUUGAUGGAAAUUCUUGGUCAUCUGGACCAGCUCCUCCAGGUAUGUCUAAAGCUGCAGACAGAACUGGUGGAAGCUCAUCCACAAAUAAACAUUCAGGGAUGAAAGCUGCAGCCAUUGCUGUGAUCGUGAUAGCUGUCUUAGUUGCGAUUCUCAUUAUGAUGGCUCUGCUUAAGCGAAGAUCUUCAGCUUCAUCUUGUUAUAUUGACGAACAACAUAGCCAGAACAGGUCAUUUACACCUCUGGUAGACGAUGAGUUUGCAGGGCUUAAGGAUUCGUCUUCUUCAGUUGACAUGAAAGCUUUUGAAAAUCCUUCCUUGGAUCUAAAAACACCAUUGGCUGAUACUCAAAAACCGUUAAGUGAUAAUCAGUUUGCAAAAAGAUCUAAUUCCAGAAGAAGCACAGACCACAUUAGUCCCACAAUUUAUUCUUUAGCAGAUUUGCAAGCUGCUACCUUGAGUUUCAGUGCUAGCCGCCUUCUUGGGCAAGGGAACAUUGGACGCACAUACAAGGCAAAAUCUGCUGAUGGAAAGGUUUUGGCUGUUAAGAAGAUAGAGGCAUUAAGUUUAUCUGGGAGGUCUUCUUAUAACUUUAAGGAAUUAGUCUCUGGCAUUUCCAAGCUGCACCAUCCAAACAUUGCUGAACUUCUGGGCUAUUGCUCGGAGCCUGGUUACCAACUUUUAGUCUACGAACUCCAACGGAAUGGUUCUCUUCAUGGUUUCUUACAUUUGUCGGAUGAUUAUAGCAAACCAUUGACUUGGGAAACUCGAGUAAGAAUUGCUCUUGGGACAGCUUGUGCUCUAGAGUACUUGCAUGAAGUCUGCUCCCCAUCUGCAAUUCACAAAAACAUCAAGUCUGCAAACAUCUUGCUUGAUGCUGAGCUAAACCCACGCUUGGCUGAUUGCGGUCUAACAGUCUUCUUUGAGGAUACAAAUGAUAACUUGGGCCCUGGAUACAAUGCUCCUGAAUGCACAAAACCUUCUGCCUAUACAAUUAAGAGUGAUGUCUACAGCUUUGGAGUGGUCAUGCUAGAGUUGUUGACAGGUCGUAAGCCCUACGACAGUUCUAAGCCAAGACUAGAGCAGUCAUUAGUUCGAUGGGCAGCACCACAACUUCAUGACAUCGAUGCAUUGGCACGGAUGGUGGACCCUGCACUGCGGGGACUUUACCCGCCAAAGUCACUAUCUCGAUUUGCUGAUGUUGUUGCUCUCUGCAUCCAGUCUGAGCCUGAGUUCCGUCCUGCAAUGUCCGAGGUGGUGCAAGCGCUGGUUCGUUGCGUUCAACGCCCUAGCUUUAACAUGAGGAUGGGUGGAGAUAUGAGCACUUCUCGCAGGAGCGAUGAUUCUGAUUAUGGAUAUAAUUGAGGACUUCUUGAACUCACUGAAUUUUUUAUCCUUUUCAGAGCAUCACAAUCAAUUCCAUUGAAUUGCUUAGUUGUCAUGUUCAUUGAUAUACGACGCUCAU
Messenger RNA from Musa acuminata subsp. malaccensis (wild Malaysian banana), 2379 nucleotides. Its product is annotated as protein STRUBBELIG-RECEPTOR FAMILY 5-like. Lineage: Eukaryota; Viridiplantae; Streptophyta; Magnoliopsida; Zingiberales; Musaceae. The record is from RefSeq and is a predicted model, not a curated record. Gene Ontology annotation, molecular function: protein kinase activity; protein binding; ATP binding. Gene Ontology annotation, biological process: protein phosphorylation.